Molecule: messenger RNA, 3161 nt
Organism: Tilletiopsis washingtonensis
Lineage: Eukaryota; Fungi; Basidiomycota; Exobasidiomycetes; Entylomatales
Product: acetyl-CoA synthetase-like protein
Exons: 12
Coding region: 32-2797 (921 amino acids)
Molecular function (GO): phosphopantetheine binding
Source: RefSeq, a predicted model, not a curated record
CUCUCCCAACACCAUCCUCAAGCUGCCAAGCAUGUCCGCACAGGCACAGCCGGCGCUGCCGCCGUACCUGUCCCUCUCCGUCGGGCAGGUUGCCAGCAGUCUUGCGGCACCGAACGAGCCCGAGCCGCAGAAGCACGCUACGAUCCCCGCCCUACUGCAGCACCGCGCGCGGCACUCGCCCGCCCAGCUCGCCGUCGGCUUUCCGGACUGCGACGGGCAGCAGCCAUGCCUCUCCUGGACAUACAGCCAGCUCUGGCACGGCGCGGCUCACGUGGCGGCACAGCUGCGCGCAAGACUCAGCGAGCGCGUGGCCGCUUCGGGCCGCAAGCAGCCCGUCGUCGCCCUGCUGGGUCCCAGCGGGCCAGCGUUUCUGCUGCACGUUGUCGCCUGCUGGCAGCUGGGAGCCGCGAUCCUGCCGAUAGCCAUCGGCACGACGGCCGACGGAGCUGCAAACCUGUGCCGCCUGGCCGAGUGCUGCCUCGUUCUUGCGGACAGGAGUCAGAGCGAGCUUGCUGGAAGGGUUGAAGCGCAACUCCAGUCAGAUGGGCUCUGCGCAUCCUGGCUUGACCACUGCAGCCCAGAGAGCACAGAUGUGGAGGGCCCGGCGCCAGAGCCGGUGCACAGCUGCAGCGGCGACGAUCUGCUCGUCAUUUUCCAUUCGUCGGGCUCGAGCGGCAAUCCGAAGCCCAUCUCGCAGCUGCACCGCUUCUGGACCUCGUCGCUGACCACUGCGCCGGGCGCCGACAAGGCUGCGUUCACAACAACGCCGCUCUUCCACGGCGGCCUGUCCGAUCUGCUGCGCGCCUUCCAGGCGGCUGCCCCCAUCUUCUUCUUUGGCUGGCACCAGCAGCGCGCCCCGUCUGCCGGCAACAUCGGGCUCUCCGUCCGCUCAUGCGGCCAGCCAAUAGCCUACUUUCUGUCUGUGCCCUUCAUCCUGGAGAUGCUGUCCAAGGACGAGAAAGGCUCGAGCCUGCUCCGAGAGAUGGAUCUCGUCAGCACCGGCGGCGCGCCGCUGCCCGAGAGCGUGGGCGACUCGAUGGUCGAGCGAGGCAUGCACCUUGUCUCCCGAUUGGGCAGCUCGGAAUGCGGCUUCCUGAUGUCCUCCUGGCGCGACUUCAAGACGGACAAGGCGUGGUCGUGGCUGCGCGUGACCGACCCCAGAAGCAAGAAAUGGCUGCUCUUCCAGCCGCAGGGAGAGGGCGACCCACUGCAUGAGCUCAUCGUGUCGAGCGACUGGCCAGCAAAGAUCGUCUCGAACAGAGAGGACGGAGCCUUCGCCACUGGUGACCUGUAUGAGAGAGGGCCGGAUCAGCCCGAUCACUGGCGCUACGCCCGCCGAUCCGACGACAGCAUAGUCUUGGUCAAUGGCAAGAAGGCUGCGCCUGCUCCCAUCGAGACAGCCCUGGCUGCAUCCAGCCUCGUGGCCAACGCCGUGGUCUUUGGAUCGAACCGUCCCAUGCUGGGCGCCGUGGUCCAGCCGGCAGAGGCGCAUCGGGACGAGCCGGAGGCGGAGUUCCGUCGCAAGCUCGAGGCCGAGCUCGACUCGAUCAACCUCUCACAACCAAGUCAUGCGCGCAUCGCAGGCGAGCUCAUCCACAUCGGAGAUGCAGACCUCUUCGCGAACCUGCCGCGCUCGUCCAAGGGCACGCUGCAGCGUGGUCUGGCCAUGGAGCAGCUCGCGGACGUCAUCAACGAAGUGUAUGCGCGCUUCGAUCGGGGCGAUCCGCUGACAGACGAGCCGGUCGUGCAGCGAGAGGGCGCGGAGCUCCGUUCAUGGCUACGAAGCUACCUCAAGAAGCUGGUUGGGAAGGAGGUUGAGGACCACACAGACUUCUACGGGUCAGGAUUAGACUCUCUGAUGGCCGCGCGUUUCCGUUCCGCCUUGAUUCGUCAAGGGGCUGCGAAGUCGAAGCUGCGCCUGGAUGCGAACGUGAUCUAUGACUGCGGCACGGUCGAGAGGCUUGCACAGUUCAUCGAGGGCUCCGACACGGCCGCCAAGAGCGAGCCCGCGGCGCUCGCUGAUGAGUUUGUGCGGCGGUACGUGCAGCCUUUGCAGGAGCAUCGCAGCACGGCACAGGCACGAUCGACAAGCGGCGCAGCUACGGUGCUGCUCACGGGCAGCACCGGAGCACUAGGCUCGCGCAUUCUUGGUGCACUUCUUCGCAAGCCGGCUGCCGAGGUCGCUGCUGUGUACUGCCUCGUUCGAGCGCCCGACGCGGAGUCUGCCAAGAAGCGCAUCGGCCUGGCUCUGCGCCAGCGCAAGUGUGGCUUGGAAGGCUCAGACGUGGAGACCAGGAUCGUCGCUUUGUCCAGCCUCGACGAUGCGACAGUCGCUGAGCUGCGGAAGGCGGAGCGCCUUGUCGUCAUCCACUCUGCCUGGAUCGUCAACUUUGCCCUCAGCCUCGCCUCGUUCGAGACUGAGUGUAUCAAGCCACUGCAGGAGCUGCUCCAGAUCUUCCAGUCCGCCUCUCAUCCGAGCCGCUUCGUCUUCUGCUCGUCCAUCGCCAGUGUCGGCGUCGCCCCGAGCCCGGUCAAGGAGGAGGCGAGCACCAACUUUGCACACGCAGGCGCCACCGGCUACGGGCAAUCGAAGUGGGUGGCCGAGCGCCUCUGCCAGGCCGCCGGCGAUCGCGUCACCGUCGCGCGAGUCGGCCAGCUGUGCGGCGACACGGAGCACGGCAUCUGGAACGAGACGGAGGCAUGGCCGCUGCUCGUGCGGACGGCGGACGAGGUAGGCUGCCUGCCUUCAUCAGGACCAGUGAGAGCCAGAUUGCGUCUUUGCCUGGGCAUUGGCUGACAAAGUACCUUCAGGACAUCGACUGGCUGCCCGUGGACACGGCAGCCGCUGCUCUGAUCGACUUGGCCUUCUCGCCGAGCAUUCAGCUCGAACACGUCCAUGUUGUCUCGCCGCCCCACAAGCACCGACCUGCGUGGGCCGAUCUUCUCGGCUGGCUGCAGGCUGCCGGAGUGAACUUCGACACCAAGCCCAACGACGAAUGGCUCGCGGCGCUGCGCAAGGCUGGCGCGCAGAUCCGUGGGCGAGCUCUGGUCGACAGCAUCUGGGCCCACCUGUCGGAGCCCGCAGAGGAGCGGGAAGUGCUCACGCAGAAGGCAGAGGGCGCCUCGGAGAGCCUCAGCCAGGCUGCGCCCGUGGACGCGGA